Jaculus jaculus (lesser Egyptian jerboa) is the source of this 5058-nucleotide messenger RNA. RefSeq names its product solute carrier family 41 member 2 (gene Slc41a2). Gene Ontology annotation, molecular function: monoatomic cation transmembrane transporter activity. The record is from RefSeq and is a predicted model, not a curated record. NCBI's taxonomy places the organism in Eukaryota, Metazoa, Chordata, Mammalia, Rodentia, Dipodidae. Gene Ontology annotation, biological process: monoatomic cation transport. The transcript has 11 exons. Gene Ontology annotation, cellular component: plasma membrane. The coding region runs from base 265 to 1986 and encodes 573 amino acids.
CGGCUGUCAGCGCGAGGAGGCUGAGGAGGCGGCGGCGGCGGCGCGAGGCUGCGGCGCGCGAGCGAGCAGGAAGGAGUGCCCGGGGGGACUCUAACUAGAUUGGAUCCCUGUGUAGAACUUCUAAACACCGUCUUUAGUGGGACAUUUUCUACACAAUGAAGUCAACAACUUAACUAGGCAGUUGUUUGUGCGGUUCAUUGUGAGUCAUUGGCUAUGGUACACAAAGCUUGAGGUCUGAGGAACACGGAUUUUUGUGAUGACAAUAUGACUAAUAGUAAAGGAAGAUCUGUUACAUACAAAACAAGUGGCAGUCCAGAUAGCGGAGGAGGGUUUGUAGAUUGGACUUUAAAUUUAAACACAAUUCAGUCUGAUAAGUUUUUAAAUUUGCUGUUAAGUAUGGUUCCAGUAAUGUACCAGAAAACCCAGGAAGACAGGCACCAGAAAGCCAACGGCAUUUGGCAAGACGGAUUAUCAAGCACAGCACAGACUUUCAGUAACAGAUCUGAGCAACACCGGGACUACCACGGCAGCUUCUCUGAGCAGUCUUUCCAUGGCAGCAGCGGGCACGCGCCCUCAAGCUGCAGUCCAAAGUACGAUGACUAUGCCAACUAUAACUACUGUGAUGGAAGGGAGACUUCUGAAACUACUGCCAUGCUGCAGGAGGAGGAUCUGUCUAGUGAGGGCGAUGAUGUCAUUGUGGAAACAAACCCAAAACUGCCAAAGGAAUCCAGUGGCAUCAUGGCAUUGCAAAUACUGGUACCAUUUUUGCUAGCUGGCUUUGGGACAGUUUCAGCUGGCAUGGUUCUGGAUAUAGUACAGCACUGGGAGGUGUUCAAAAAUGUGACGGAAGUUUUCAUUUUAGUUCCUGCACUUCUUGGUCUCAAAGGGAACUUGGAAAUGACGCUGGCAUCCAGAUUAUCCACUGCUGUCAAUGUUGGCAAGAUGGACUCUCCUAUUGAAAAGUGGAAUCUCAUCAUUGGCAACUUGGCUUUGAAGCAGGUUCAGGCAACAGUAGUUGGCUUCCUAGCAGCUGUGGCAGCAGUUAUAUUAGGCUGGAUUCCGGAAGGGAAGUACUACCUUAGUCAUUCCGCACUUCUGUGCUCUAGCAGUGUGGCCACUGCCUUCAUUGCAUCUCUUCUGCAGGGAAUAAUAAUGGUUGGAGUUAUUGUUGGCUCGAAGAAGACUGGUAUAAAUCCUGACAAUGUUGCUACACCUAUCGCUGCUAGUUUUGGCGACCUUAUAACUCUUGCCAUAUUAGCUUGGAUAAGUCAGGGUUUGUACUUCUGUCUUGAGACCUAUUACUACAUUUCUCCAUUAGUUUGUGCCUUUUUCUUGGCUCUAACUCCUAUAUGGAUUAUAAUAGCUGCCAAACAUCCAGCUACAAGGACAGUUCUCCACUCAGGCUGGGAGCCUGUCAUAACAGCUAUGGUUAUAAGCAGCAUUGGAGGCCUUAUUCUGGACACAACUGUAUCUGACCCAAACUUGGUUGGAAUUGUUGUUUACACACCAGUUAUUAAUGGUAUUGGUGGCAAUUUGGUGGCUAUUCAAGCUAGCAGGAUUUCUACCUACCUCCAUUUACACAGCAUCCCAGGAGAACUGCCUGACGAGCCCAAAGGUUGUUUCUAUCCAUGUAGGACUUUUUUGGGUCCAGGAGUAAAUAAUAAGUCUGCCCAAGUUCUCCUGCUUUUAGUCAUCCCUGGACACUUGAUUUUCCUCUACACAAUUCACUUGAUGAAAAGUGGCCAUACGUCCCUGACGGUAAUCUUCAUCGUCGUGUACCUGCUUGCUGCUGUGCUGCAGGUGUUCACCCUGCUGUGGAUUGCUGACUGGAUGGUGCACCACUUCUGGAGGAAAGGAAAGGACCCCGACAGCUUCUCCAUCCCCUAUCUGACCGCACUGGGUGAUCUGCUCGGGACAGCUUUGUUGGCCUUAAGUUUCCAUUUUCUUUGGCUUAUUGGAGACCGAGAUGGAGAUGUUGGGGACUGAUGACUCCUACAGGCUGUCUCCAAGUUGGCUAGAGGAGAACACAAAACAACCACUGCUGGCUUCUUCCCAGAGCUCUUCUGCUUGCCACGUUACUUUUGCCAGGGUAGUCUUAGAUUUGCCCUGAUUCCAUUAAAUGGCCUUAAUGUACUUUUUAAGGAAUUUCUGCUAAAACCAGAAUGAAUGAUAUUUGUGCUGCUUUUUGUAGAAUAAAUAAUUUAACCUGGACACAGACCCAAGCCCAAGCUCUAAACUAGUUAGGAAUGAGCAUAGGAUGUUUACAGCGAAUGCUUCCCAGACCUAGAAGUGGGCUUCAUUGUAAGUUGUGAUGUAAGCUUAGAUGACAGAGGGCUUCCCAUUCAGCCUUCCUUUGUUGUAUCCAUGUGCCACCCUGCAAAGCAUACUAUAAAUGAAAGGACCCAGCCAUGCCUCUAUGAGUGCUAAUGAUGCCUUCCUCCACACUAGCCAAGGAUGUUUAUAAAUCACUUGUUCCUAAACUGACCUAAGUAUGUUCUGCCAAGCACAAGAGGAACUCACUUUUACCUGUGUCAAAAAUUACCCUGUGCUGAUGCCAAUUUAACUUCUGCCCUGCAAGUUCCUGACAGGCCUUUUAAGGUAUGGAAUACUUACUUUUUUCCUUUGAGACAGGCUCACUAGCCCAGGCAGGCCUUGAACUUGCAAUCCUCUUGCCUUACCUUCCCCUACCACUCUCCCUCCUCCCCACUAGGUCCUAGGAUCAUAGAAUGAUUUUAAGAGAUAUGUAGGGCCAUUUUUGAUUAUUAGUGUAUUGAUAACAAGCUGCAUUACCAGACACAAGAUGGUAUGUGAAGUGUGUGUGUGUGUGUGUGUGUGUGUGUGUGUGUGUAUGUGUGGUGAGAGAGAGUAAGUGAGCAUACUUGCAAUGGAGAAUUGAUCUUGGAUUGCUGAUAGGAAAGGUCAUAGUGCUUUGGAAUUAUUCAUAAGCAUUUUAUUGGUAUGCUUGUUAUUUAGUCCCAAAGGCUUGCUACUGACCAGACUGUAGUAUUUGUUGUCUACUUUAUAAUGAGUAGUUUUUAUUUUAAAAAAUACUGCAGAAUCCAGAUGAAAGACUUAGAAUGAGCAAGUAGGCCCAUUGCUCUUUCAAGGAGUCCUACCUAUCUAUCUAACAGAGAGGUUGGUGGGCUCCCUCAGUUACUGUUCAUGCCUGUGCAUGUCGUGUCAUCACGUACAUUGGCUUGUUUCUAAGGGGACCUCACUGUGUCUACUGCUGUUUUUCUGAAAUCAUUUUCUGAAAUGCUGGCCAAUAUUCUAGACACUUGGCCAAAACCUUAGCUAUUCAACAAUGAGCAUAUUUCUGUUAAAAAUACAGUGCAAUCUCUCAAGACUGCUGGAUAUUUAAUAAGUUAAAGUGAUAAGGGAAUAAUAUAUACAUAAAUGUUGGUUGUCAUGGUGAGUCAGUGUUACUAUAGAAUAGUAGGUUGUUGUUAUGAGUCUAUUGAAAUCUUCUUUAAAAGCACUCUCAAAUCAGAGAGUUGUGAAUUUCGAGUUAUAUUUUUGCUUAUUUUCAAAAUUUAUUCCAUCUUUCUGCCUUAUUAUUAAAAUUUUAAGGCAAAGAACUGAACUAAUAAUGGAAUUUCUCCUUUGGAGACUCAUAAUGUCACAUAGUAAACAUUCUUAUUAAAGAAAGAUUAAGUUGUUGAAUAUUUAGCUGCAAAGUUUUUUUUAAAUUUUACAAAUAAUACCUUUCAUUUUAUUGUAAAAUGUGUGAAUCAUUUGCAUUUGGGUUCUGUUUUUUUUUUAUUGUGUUUUUGUUUUGAGAUGGUCUGAUGGAACCCAGGAUGGUCUUGAAUUCACAGUCCUCCUGCCUCAAGCCUCUGGUUGUGGGUUCAAGAAAAUUAAUCCCAGCAAACAAAUCCAGAGAAAGCCACAGUUUUCAAGCAGCAGUCACCAAUGCCAGUCUGGUGCAUUCUGCACUCCAGCCCACUGUGAGUGUUCUCAGCUGCACCUGUGAGAUAGGCCAGGGUGAUAUACCUGUCUGGAUUUUAUAACAGAAAAUAGGAACGCAGAAGUGACCAAAGUGUGAGCUCCUAGGUCUUGGGUCUUCUAGGCCAGUGUAUUUUCUGUGACACAUCUGUGACUCCUCUUGCCCCCAUGUACCAAAAAUAUCUACCUAAUGAAUGAGAGGAAGCCAGCCAGUGAAACAGAGUUUCCUAAAGUCAGACAGCGUGUGCUGUGUGUUCUGAAGUCACGCAGGGACACCACCUUCUAACGCAUCUCGAUGGCAAGUGCAGCCAACUCUGAAUGGUCCAUGCUCCGAGAUUGUGGAGAACUUAGAUGGAAUAAUGAAAAUAUUUUACCUACAAAAUAUUUUUCAUUUUUAUAAUGAAAACUUGGUAUAAAGAACAAUGCCUUAUUUCAUCAAGCAUCUAGUUGCCACUACCUUCCCAGAUCAUGCCAUCUGCCAGGUGGAGUGGCUGGGGUAACUGGUUUGAAUUUUGUCCCUUUCUCUCCUGCUACUCAUCCUGGGUUAAAGCAACAAAAUGUCUAAAAGUCAUGUAAUGGACAAAAGCUGGAACAAAUCAGAUACGAAGUAGAAAGGGAUAUUAAUUCCUUUAAAAGUAUCACUAGUCUUUGAAAGAUUUCACAUAAGUAUGAUUUCUUUACCCAUAAAAAUAAUUUAUUGUCUUAUAUAAAGUAGCAGUAUUUUUAUACUACAUAAAAACACAUUCCAAUUUUUUUUCAAUAAUUUUAUGUACUUUAUUUAUAUACAAAUAAGCUUUUUCUUUUACAAACAAACUUUUAAAAAUCAUAUUUUUUAUUUUUGUCCAUUCACUUUUUUAUUUCAAACACAGUUUCUUAGAACUUGAUAAAACAUAAAGAAAUGAUAAUAUGUCUUGUGGAGACAUCACAAAAAAUCCCUCGUCACAGAUUGACAAUAAUGACAAUGACGUAACCUAAUGAGGUCUGUUUCCAAAGUCUUUCUGUAGGUGGCUUUCUUACCUUCCAGUUAAGAUGCAGCACACCCACUCAUGAUGGACUUCUUCCACCUUCCCAUUGCUGUAACCUCAGAUAAGAAUAAAGUUUGAGAACUACUUA